Messenger RNA from Geosmithia morbida, 894 nucleotides. RefSeq names its product myo-inositol-1(or 4)-monophosphatase. Gene Ontology annotation, molecular function: inositol monophosphate 1-phosphatase activity. The transcript is spliced from 3 exons. Bases 1 to 894 code for a protein of 297 amino acids. The record is from RefSeq and is a predicted model, not a curated record. NCBI's taxonomy places the organism in Eukaryota, Fungi, Ascomycota, Sordariomycetes, Hypocreales, Bionectriaceae. Gene Ontology annotation, biological process: phosphatidylinositol phosphate biosynthetic process; inositol metabolic process; signal transduction.
AUGGCCGACAUCAACCUCCAAGCCGUCCAUGAUGAAUUGGUCAAGGUGGCCUACGAUGCCGGCAAGAUGAUUCUGGCUGCCAACCCUCAGGACAUUGGCAGCGAUACCAAGCUCAACUCCGUCGACAUCGUCACCGAGGUAGACAGGGGAGUGGAAAAGAUGGUAUCCGGUCGUCUAUCCGCCUCGUUCCCUUCCGUUGCCUUUGUAGGUGAAGAGACGUACAAGCCUGGCAUGAGGAUCGGACCGGAGCCAACAUUCGUCGUCGACCCUAUCGAUGGAACGACAAACUUUGUCCACGGCUUUCCCAACGCCUGCAUCUCUCUCGGCCUGGCGGUGGAUCGCACGCCGACGGUUGGCGUCAUCUACAACCCGUGGCAAGACCUGCUCUUCACGGCCAUCAAGGGCGGUGGUGCCUUCAUGACGCGCACGCGGGGCUCUGAGCCGCGGCGCCUCCCGCUGGCCAGAUCCCCCGCUCCGCUAGCCGGCCUAGACAGUGCCCUCGUGGCCGCCGAGUGGGGGUCGUCGCGCGACGGGCCCAACUUCGACCUCAAGGUCGAGACGUUCCGCCGCCUGGCCGCUACCAAGGAGACGGGCGGCGCCAUGUGCCACUCCAUCCGGUCUCUCGGGUCGGCCGCCCUCAACAUCGCCGCCGUGGCGGCUGGUCAGAUGGAUUGCUACUGGGAGGGCGGCUGCUGGGCCUGGGACGUCUGCGCCGGCUGGUGCAUCCUCGCCGAGGCCGGGGGUGUCAUGGCUGGCGGGAACCCGGGCGUGUGGGAGGCUGCUCUGGAGGAUAGGGUCUACCUCGCCGUCAGGGGGGCGCCGUCCGGUCAGAAGGAGCUGGUUGAGGAGUUUUGGAACGUCAUCGGUCACGGUCGUCUGGAUUACAAGGUUUAG